AUGGGGCAACGAAUUCACUUUGUGGUUGACCCUCAGGGUUGGUGCUGCAUGAGCCUAAUUAUCUUCGUGUGGCUGUACAAUACAAUCUUCAUUCCAAAGGUCAUCCUUUUUCCUCAUUAUGAAGAGGGAAAUAUUUCAGUUGUAGCAGUUUUGUGUUAUUACUUCUGCUCAUUGUUUUGUAUAGCUUCAUUAUUUAGAGCCUCGGUCGCAGAUCCAGGAAAACUACCUGAAAAUCCAAAGAUACCGAUUACAGAACGAGAACAUUGGGAGUUAUGUAACAAAUGCAAUAUGAUGAGACCAAAGCGUUCACACCAUUGCAGUCGCUGUGGACAUUGUGUGAGGAGGAUGGAUCACCACUGUCCAUGGAUUAAUAAUUGUGUUGGUGAAGACAAUCACUGGCUGUUUUUACAGCUGUGUUUCUACACCCAGAUCCUUAGUUCCUAUACGCUGAUACUUGACUUCUGCCAUUACUACUACUUUUUGCCUCUGAAAAAAGAAAACUGGGAUGUGUUUGUAUUUAGACAUGAACUUGCUCUCCUAAGAAUAUCUGCCUUCAUGGGUCUAAUAAUACUAGGUGGAAUAAGUCGACUCUUUUACGUUCAGCUAAUGGGUAUUUUCACUGACACUACAAGUAUAGAAAAAAUGUCACACUGUUGUGAAGACAUAUCGAGACCCCGAAAGCCAUGGCAGCAGACCUUCUCAGAAGUUUUUGGCACUCACUGGAAGAUCCUGUGGUUUAUUCCUUUCAGGCAGAGGCGACCACUGCGGGUUCCCUACCACUUUGCCAAUCAUGUUUAA
Messenger RNA from Poecile atricapillus (Black-capped chickadee), 798 nucleotides. It is a transcript of the gene ZDHHC21, whose product is annotated as zinc finger DHHC-type palmitoyltransferase 21. Gene Ontology annotation, cellular component: endoplasmic reticulum; Golgi apparatus. Lineage: Eukaryota; Metazoa; Chordata; Aves; Passeriformes; Paridae. The record is from RefSeq and is a predicted model, not a curated record. Gene Ontology annotation, molecular function: protein-cysteine S-palmitoyltransferase activity. Bases 1 to 798 code for a protein of 265 amino acids. The transcript is spliced from 7 exons. Gene Ontology annotation, biological process: protein targeting to membrane; peptidyl-L-cysteine S-palmitoylation.